AUCAAUUUCAUGAUUUGGGCUACUACUGCAUUUUAUAGCAUGCGUUCUUUAUGUUGUAUCCUGUGACUCGAAAUGCUGGAGAAUCUACGGUCAAAAAGCAAAACGCUGGACCCGACUGUAUCGAUCAUGCUCACGUGACGAUAACACCAAAACCCCAAUGGUGACUCAAUUCAACUCUCCAGACCACCAAAUUGUUCACGACCCAACAAGGCUCCAAGGGCCAACUAUUUGAUGCCACAAGAAACCAAUCGUUAGGCCAAAAAAGGCUGCUGUUUCACGUCAUGGCUCUCGCCCCCCAUUCUCCAGCACCGUCGCCAGUCAAGUCACAGCCAGUCUUUACCAUCACGCCUGUGCAAACCAGCGCCCAUCUCGACACAAUCCGCAGCCUUUUCACUCGAUAUGCCACCGCUCUCGGCAUUGACCUGACAUUCCAAGGCUUUCAAACGGAACUCGACUCUUUGCCUGGCGCUUAUAGUCCGCCGACAGGGUCUCUGCUUCUCGCGCAACACAGUCUCUCCGGCGAGGCGAUUGGUUGUGUCGGUUUGCGACCAUUGAAACCCUCAUCAUCCCCCUCGCAUCCCUCACCCACUGGCUCAGUCGCUGAGAUGAAGCGCCUCUACGUCUCUCCCGACGGUCGCGGCUUGGGACUAGGCCGUGCAUUGGCAGAAGCCAUUGUCUCUGCUGCCGAGCAGCUGGGCUACACUGAAAUUCGGCUGGAUACAUUACCUGAUAUGCAUGCCGCACGCCAUCUGUACACUGACAUGGGGUUCGUCCAAAUCGAUCGCUACUACGAUACACCUCUGCUAGACACGGUGUUCCUGGCGUUAAAGCUGCCAAGGCCUGUCGUCAAAUCCAAUGGUGAUAUCAGCCCAAAGGACGAGUAGAAGUAAACCCCGAACAAUCCCACGCACGAUACCAAGUACUAGAAUAUCACCAUAAUCUACCACAAUAUAGAAGAUAUCACGACAUCAAAUCCUCAAA
Exophiala mesophila is the source of this 981-nucleotide messenger RNA. RefSeq lists its product as uncharacterized. The record is from RefSeq and is a predicted model, not a curated record. The transcript has a single exon. Lineage: Eukaryota; Fungi; Ascomycota; Eurotiomycetes; Chaetothyriales; Herpotrichiellaceae. The coding region runs from base 282 to 884 and encodes 200 amino acids. Gene Ontology annotation, molecular function: acyltransferase activity, transferring groups other than amino-acyl groups.